Molecule: messenger RNA, 1766 nt
Organism: Labrus bergylta (ballan wrasse)
Lineage: Eukaryota; Metazoa; Chordata; Actinopteri; Labriformes; Labridae
Gene: rpf1
Product: ribosome production factor 1 homolog
Biological process (GO): maturation of 5.8S rRNA; maturation of LSU-rRNA
Cellular component (GO): preribosome, large subunit precursor; nucleolus
Molecular function (GO): rRNA primary transcript binding
Source: RefSeq, a predicted model, not a curated record
CGAGUACAACUCCGUCACUUCCUGUCCCCAGGCGACACAUACACGAGCCAGGACUACACGUGAAAACAGCUUCCCAAAACUGACAACUGAAACAAGAUGGACAUCACGGAGGUUCCCGUGAGCCAGACUGAAAAGGCUAAGAAAAAGAAGAACAAGAAGCCAAAGAGCAAAAGGGCGAAUGAGGAGGGGAGUGGAGAAGGCAGCGGGGUGGAGGUGAAGGAGGAGGACGUGAAGAUGGAGAAGAGCGAGGCAGGAGCUUCCUUUCCCCCAACCUUCAGUGUGUCCGAAAUCAAGAAUAAACAGCGACGACACCUCAUGUUCAUGAAAUUCAAACAGGAGAAAAGAAAGCAAAAGCUGCAACUGAAGAAGAAGAAGAAAAAAGAAAGGGAUGCUUUAGGUGACAAGGCACCACCGAAAGAGGUCCCAAAGACUAUCGAAAACCAGCGGGUGUACGAUGAGACGACAGUUGACCCAGAGGAUGAGGAGAUUGCGUUCGAUGAGGGAACUGAUGAGUUUUCUACGUACUUUAACGGGCUGACAAACCCCAAAGUGCUCAUCACCACGUCCGACAGACCGAGAGGAAGGACGGUGAGGUUUUGUGAGCAGCUGGCCACAGUUAUCCCAAACGCCUACGUGUACUACAGAAGAGGUUUGGCCCUGAAGAGAGUCAUUCCUCAGUGUGUCGCCAGAAACUUCACCUACCUCAUUGUCGUCAACGAGGAUCGCAAAGUGCCCAAUGGUUUGGUUCUCUGUCAUCUACCUGACGGGCCGACCGCACACUUCAAGGUCAGCAGUGUUCGCUUACGCAAGGAGAUGAAGAGACGAGGCAAGGAUCCAACUGAACACACCCCCGAGGUGAUCCUUAACAACUUCACUACACGUCUGGGACACAGCAUCGGCCGAAUGUUCGCUGCUCUGUUUCCACAAGACCCUCAGUUCGUUGGUCGUCAGGUCGCCACCUUCCACAACCAGAGAGACUUCGUCUUUUUCAGAUUCCACAGGUACAUUUUUAAGAAUGAGAAGAAAGUCGGUAUUCAGGAGCUGGGACCUCGUUUCACCCUCAAACUCCGCUCUCUACAGAAAGGAACCUUUGACUCAAAGUUUGGGGAGUAUGAGUGGGUCCUGAAGCGCCAUGAGAUGGACGCCUGCAGGCGAAAAUUCCAGCUUUGAAAACCAAUUCACUACUGGCUUUUUUUUCAGUCAGACAAGGACAACUGUGUAUAUAAUCCAGGAUGUUUCUGCCGUCUGUUGCUCUACACAUCUAGGCCCUUGUGCGGAUAUCCACAUCAUUUUUGGGACUAUCAGCAGCAACAGCGAAGAACUUCUUGAAAGCCUUAUUUUCAGUGCUUCUGGAGACAAAGAGUGGGACAGGAGCCUGGAGCUGAUGCAAGGACUUUUACUUUCUCUGACUCUCCACAUGAAUCUCAUUACCCUCACAUUUCUUACCUGCAUGGGUUUCUAGAAGUUGUAUUGGCAGAUCAAAUGUAUCCCCACAUACUGAACUGAUGUGGUAAUGGUUCAUUUUGCAUAUAGACAUGAACCUGAUAGAUAUGGUCUAUGCAAAUGGUAUAAAAGAUUCUUAAUUAAGUGCUACAGCUGCUAGUCUCUGGAGAUGGCUUAAUUGUUCAGAUUGUGUCCACAGUGCGGUUUGUUUUGUUUGUGAUGGAAUUUCUUUAAAUACGUGUGGAUGAAUUGUUGAAGACUAGUUAACAGAUUUCACAAUGUAAAAUACUCAUUUUUAAAAUAACAUGAAUUUGCAAGCUGAA